This is a messenger RNA of Caenorhabditis auriculariae, 1743 nucleotides long. The record is from the annotation of a GenBank genome assembly. Lineage: Eukaryota; Metazoa; Nematoda; Chromadorea; Rhabditida; Rhabditidae.
AUGAAUCGAGCGAUUACGCGCCUGGUUGAAGCUUGCAGUCGCUUGACCUUCUCUCAGCGUUGUCACAACCACUGUAAGCGGAUAGAAAUAUUUUUUUAUUAAAACAAAUACAAUUUUUUUCAGACUUCUACUCAACUCCAACUUCUGCAAAUGUUCCUUCGUUUCCUUUGCCGAUUACUUCAAGAAUAGAUAGAGGUUUUUAAAGAGUCUAUCCGAAAUAUGUUUUAAUAUUAAGGUUCUUCAAGGCAAAAUGAAUCAGUUCAUUUUCCGCAGUCGUCGGUUCCCGUGGACCUGCCGUCACUAGAAAACCCGCAACAGGUUGUUAACGAUGUACAGUACGGAUUUAAAAAUAAUUUUCAGGUUUACACUUUCCCCACGCUGAACCGAACGCCGUUUCAAGCGCCACCUCCCCCUUUGACGGAAAUUUUAGACAAAUUAGCUCCAAGUGCUAUCAAGGUUUUUUUUAAAAAUGAAAAUCACGCUGGAAAAUGUUUUAAUCCAGGGUAGUAUUGAAGAACCAAGUUAUAAGGAACAAGUACCUAUGCAUUUAUCACCACGGCUUCUGACGAUUCGACGGAAGAAAAUGAAGAAACAUAAGCGGCGAAAGCGCUUCGAUCGAGAUUAUUUCAAAUAUCAAAAGUAUCAUCGAGAGAAAAAACUCCGGGUAGGUUACUUCCUAUUCUUUUCUCUAAAUUUCCAAAUCCUUAGUAUCAAAUUCGUUAUAUAUUGUCAAUCGUUGGAUUUUUGUUUUGCGAAACUUCUCAUCUAAACAUUUUUUUACAACUUUUAAAAUUCAAGCUGGGAUUUUAAAGUUGACGUUUUUUUGAUUCCAUAAUCUCGAAAAAAUUAUCGGAACUUUUUUUGCCUGGAAAGUUUUUGUUUGGCGUCAACGACAUUUUCUCUAAUUCUAGGCGGAACGCGAAUUUCAAAAGCGGAUGAAGUCUUUGUUGAACGAGUUGGAAGUUUUCAGUCCCGAAAAAUACGUCGAAGAAACGAUUUCUAAGUAACGGCCCCGAACUUUGGAUUGAAAAAAUGAUCUCAAUUUUUAGGGCAAAAAAAGAAUGGCAGGAUGAUUUGGCGCCGACGGGGCGAAAGCUCUAUCCGCAUUGGUCGCGGAUGAUGUCUCUCGAGGAACUUUACGCUCUUCCUAAAAGCGAAUACAUUGAUAAAAGGUUCGUUGAUAUAUUUUUUGAAUGAGAAACAAUACUAUUCAUUUAUUUUCAUGGGCACCAUUUUCACCUGUUUCAGACAAAAUUUUCAUGGUUUUUUUUAUGAUUACGCUUGAUUACACUCAAAUCGCGCUUUCAUUUUUUCCACAUCAAGCGUAUCCUCAAGCGUACCUUAGGAUUUUCUGAAAAGUUUGCUGAGAUAUUCUUUAAUGUAAUCUGGUUAAACAAAUUUUUUUCAACUGGAAGAUGUAACGGAUGGUUUUUUUUUACGUUUUCGAAUCCAAAUGGAAGACAACAAAAUUUUUUGAGAGCUUCAAACUUGAGUGCAUGUCUACCACCUCUGUCAAUCUUUUUUAAACCCUACCCACUAGCAAAAAAAAACCUCGCGAGAAUUUAUUUUUGAUGGUUUCAUUGAUUUAUUGCUCUAAUAUCGCACCCAAUUAGUUUAUAUUGUGAACUGCCGAUUGAAAAAGGGCUAACCAGUACCUUCAGAUCCGGUCUCCCCACACCCGAAGACGCCGAACAGAUCAAAGUUCUCCGAGAAAAAUACGCCAAAUUAUUCAAAAAGAAAUAG